UUUAAACUUUCAACAAACUACAGUGAGGAGAGAUGGCGGUGCCUUUUCUUUUGAUAGUUCUUCUCGUGCGAGUUGACAUAAUUUCAACUUCGACACUAGUGGAUCUUGAUAUAAAAAUUAAAGCUCUUCAAUCUAAAGUUGAUACACUGGAAACGCAAGUGGGCACGUCUUCCAGUUACUGUCGCAUGUUACAAAAGGAUAUCUGCGGACCAUGCACUUGCUUGGAUGACUACACAAUACCGCAAAAAUAUUACUGUGACUGCCGGAAUCUAAAACCACAACGAGACUGUUUACAACAUUACCAAUCAGGAGUGAGAGUUGAUGGUUUGUAUAUGGUGCACAUGAACAAUUUAAAGAUGGUACAAGUCUACUGCGAUCAAACAACAGACGGCGGUGGUUGGACAGUGUUUCAAAGAAGAAUGGACGGCACAGUCAACUUUUAUCGAAACUGGCGCGAAUACAAAAUCGGUUUUGGAAAACUUCAACAUGAAUUUUAUCUUGGUAAUGAAAAUCUCUACAUUUUAACACUACAGUCGUUGUAUCCGAAAGGAAGUCAACUGCGCGUAGAUAUGGUAGACUGGGACGAUAGAAGGAUCUACGCGAAGUACAGUUCUUUUCAAGUUGAUAAUGAAAAUACCAAAUACACGAUUCAUCUCGGUUCGUAUUCAGGAAACGCUGGCUACAGUCUAACAUAUCAUGAUGGACAAAAAUUUUCAACCUAUGACAAGGACUAUGAUGCAAGUAGUGAUAACUGUGCCCAAAAAUAUCGAGGCGCGUGGUGGUUUAAGAGCUGUCAUCUUUCCGAUUUAAACGGCGAAUACGUGCAGAAAGAUGCACCCCACCCAGGAAGUGAGAGAGGUGUAUAUUGGUAUCAUUAUAAAUACAGUUCUACAUACUCCUUAAAGUUUACAGAAAUGAAAGUCAGAAGACUUUAGAGGAAAUACAUGAAUACAAAAUGUAAA
Molecule: messenger RNA, 962 nt
Organism: Hydractinia symbiolongicarpus
Lineage: Eukaryota; Metazoa; Cnidaria; Hydrozoa; Anthoathecata; Hydractiniidae
Product: microfibril-associated glycoprotein 4-like
Exons: 1
Coding region: 33-935 (300 amino acids)
Source: RefSeq, a predicted model, not a curated record